This is a messenger RNA of Lotus japonicus, 1261 nucleotides long. RefSeq lists its product as uncharacterized. The record is from RefSeq and is a predicted model, not a curated record. The transcript is spliced from 12 exons. Lineage: Eukaryota; Viridiplantae; Streptophyta; Magnoliopsida; Fabales; Fabaceae. Gene Ontology annotation, cellular component: membrane. Gene Ontology annotation, molecular function: oxidoreductase activity. The coding region runs from base 25 to 1104 and encodes 359 amino acids.
AAUAAUUCCUAAAAUGCAUUUGCCAUGAAAAAUAAUAAUAAUUUAAAAGCCUAUUUUUCCAUUUCAUGCCCAUCACAGAGAACCAAGAGCAAGCACACCUCCACACACAGAGAGAAGAAGAAGAAGAUGAUAUCGCUGAACCCUAUAUUGUUGCUGUUAAUUUCCGUGUUCCUUUUCAUAUUCUUCCUAUUCAAAUUCGUCACCGCUUAUGGCGACUUCACUUUGAUGUCUAAGAAGCAACCAAAACGUGAAGAAAUUGAAGAUAAGGUUGUCUGGAUUACUGGUGCAAGCCGUGGAAUUGGGGAGAUUCUAGCUAAACAGCUUGCAAGUUUAGGGGCCAAGCUAAUAAUCUCUGCAAGGAAUGAAGAUGAUCUAAUCCGAGUAAGGACACAGCUGAAAGGUAAGCAUGCACCUGAUGGAGUCAAGGUUUUACCAUUGGAUUUAUCGUCUGGAGAGGAUUCUCUUAGGCAGGCUGUUGAGAAAGCAGAAUCCUUUUUUCCGGAUUCUGGUGUUGAUUAUAUGAUCCAUAAUGCAGCUCAUGAGCGUCCUAAAACAUCAGUUUUAGAUGUAACUGAGGAAGGUCUUAAGGCAACAUUUGAUGUCAAUGUUCUGGGGACAAUAACUCUGACAAGGCUCUUGGCACCUUUCAUGUUGAAGAGGGGGAGAGGUCAUUUUGUGGUGAUGAGUAGUGCAGCAGGAAAGACACCAGCCCCAGGUCAGGCUGUAUAUUCUGCUUCUAAAUAUGCCCUAAACGGGUACUUCCAUUCUUUGCGUUCAGAGCUCUGUCGGAAAGGAAUCCAGGUCACUGUUGUCUGUCCUGGUCCGAUAGAAACAUCAAAUAAUGCUGGAUCCAAUGUUCCAUCUGAGAGGCGUGUCUCAUCGGAAAAGUGUGCAGAGCUGACUAUUAUUGCUGCAACCCAUGGCUUAAAGGAAGUUUGGAUAUCAAAUCAGCCUGUGCUUGUUGUCAUGUAUCUUGUUCAGUACAUGCCAACUAUUGGUUAUUGGCUCAUGGACAAGGUUGGCCAAAAUCGAGUGGAAGCUGCUGCUAACAAGGGAAGCACUUAUUCUUUGAGCCUUCUGCUUGGUAAAAAGAAGGCAGCAUAAUCCCCAUGGAUGCUAGUUUUUCAAAGAUUUGUAUCGAAUAUAAAAUUGUAGCUCGAGGUUCUCUAUCAAACUGAUUAACACCCUUUCUGACCACUGACAAAAGUGCAGUUAUGGUGUAUCUAGUUGAAUGAUAAAGAUUUGAAAAAUUCCAAGAUGA